AUGGCGCGAGCUGGCAAGUGCUUCGAGUGCGUCCUGCAGGGGGAAGUUAACGUCAAGCACUUCCCUUCAUUCGUCGAGCGUUUAAGUGGGCUCUGCGACGAGAGCGUGGUCAAGGAGGACAUUGCAUACAAGGAGUACGUUUACAACUUCGACGACAAAUGUCCGCAGUACAUCCACGGCGUCCCACACUACGAGGUCCGCGCACGUCAUGUAUUCUCUGGCUCUACAACAUUCCAGGGCGAAGCUGUCGAGAUGCCGUCCGACGGAGGGCAGAAGUGGGAAUUGCGAUACAUCGGGAGAUGGGAGCGCAAGAAGAUGUCGGAGCACGUUGGCAGCGCUCCGCUGGGUGUUCCGUUCCGCAGCCAGAUCGCUGUGUCUGUCGGUCAGAACGUGCGCUCGUUCCUCCGCACGCUUGGGUUUCGCCACAGCUACAGAUACAUGCGUCUAGGAACGCGAUGGCAGUUCCCGAACGGCAUAACAAUUGAAGCUACACGCAUGAAGGCGUUGAAAAAAGAAGAUGAGAAAGACGAAUACCGUCUCGUGGACCUGGAGAACCUCCGCGUUGAAGCUUUACUUGUCGAGAUCUUCGCACUCACGACGGACGAGAAGAUCGACGAGGCCUCUCAGAAGAUCCGCCGCUUUGCAGUCGACCUGGACCCGUACUUUAUUGAACGUCCAUCUGAAGGCAAGGAGAUCUUACACAGUACAGCCACACUGGCAGCUGAGCGUCGCAAGCGCCCGCGUCAGUAA
Molecule: messenger RNA, 750 nt
Organism: Phytophthora infestans T30-4
Lineage: Eukaryota; Oomycota; Peronosporomycetes; Peronosporales; Peronosporaceae
Exons: 6
Coding region: 1-750 (249 amino acids)
Biological process (GO): regulation of transcription by RNA polymerase II; termination of RNA polymerase II transcription
Cellular component (GO): core mediator complex; mediator complex
Molecular function (GO): transcription coregulator activity
Source: RefSeq, a predicted model, not a curated record